GCUGUCCCACCACGUAAACAACCUGCAGACACGGCCCCAUGGGUCUCUUUAGUCUUAUAUCAAGAUGACAACGGUGAAUGAACCUAGGUCAACAGACGAGGAGGGUGUGGAGGCCCUUGAAGCUGAGCAUGUUUACAUACUUAUGAAGAAGGAGUACCGCAUCUCUCGCAAUGUACGGGCAGAGUGGUACUUGAGGCGGAUAAAUUCCAUCAUCACUUUCCCAAGGAGAGAAAAACUCAGUGACAAUGAAGAGGAACUGGAGGUUGUGUCAGUUAUCCCUCUAGAUAUACCAAUGGAGUGGGACUAUGACACAUCACACCUGUAUAAGUACCGCAUCACACAGCGCACAACACUUCACUUCCUCUCUCGCAAAUAUCGUCUAGUUUUCUGCCUUGACUUGUCGCCAUCUACGUCAAUUGUGGACGUGACAAAGGGCAGAGUUGUGUUAGAUGAAGUUUUCACUACUUUGAGACAAUGUUUAAAAGGAAUUGUCAGGCCUUUCUAUGUACCAGGGAGUCAACUGCUGUUCCAACCUGAAGUGUACCUGACCAUUAUUGCCCACACACCGUUCUUCAAGUCCCAGUCUCAACAAGUGCUGGUUCAGGGGUGGCUGUUGAUGGUGCGCAACUUGGAUGAAUUUCUCAACAGUAUACAAAUCAAGCUGAGCAAACUUGAAACACAGUUGGCAGAGGCCACAGCUCAAACAUAUGGCCAGAUGGACUUUACCCGUGAAAAAUCUGAGCUUGGACAGAAGAUGACAGAGGAAGCCAUCAUCCUGGGGCCCACUACACUGACUAACCCGAUGGUCUCCCCGGAUAUUGGCUUCGUUGACAUGUUGAGAUAUGGCAUCGUGGCUCUUCAGUUGCUUCCGGAGAAUAGCAGUGCAGGUGUUGUGGUAAUCACUGAUGGGGUAAUAAGUCUCCCAGAUGCUACAGUGUUUGACUCGUUACUUGUGCAGCUCAGGAAUCAGACCAUUGCCUGUAGCUUUCUUCAACUGGGGUCUGUUUACUACCCCCACGCCUCUUUAGGCUAUGUUCCGUUCUCAGACCUCAUGAAUUUCUUAGCUACGGCUACAUGUGGGGCAUAUCUGGCUACUCUACCACCAAUUGGAGAUGAUUAUGAUUAUCAUAUGAAUGAAUACCACAAGUCUCUGCUGUCUUGGGGCUUUCAGAAGUUUAUGCAUGGCCUCUCUGUAGACACUGGAUAUGAGGGAAUUAGUGGAUUUUACAGCCUGCUGCCAGUAGCCCAAGAAGCCACACAGCUUAUGAGGAAGAAGGAGAGAGAGAAUCAGCUCAACACAACACUGAACGCUGUCUUGUCAUGUCGACUUAGGGAAGGUUAUGCCAUUAAACAGGUCACCAUUGCUGAGGAUCACAUACAGCUGGUAUUAGUUCUUCCUUGGAAAUAUUCUAUUUUCAUUGAAUACCACAUCAGAUCUGCCUGGCCUCCAACACAGUCAUCUUUAAACACUGUAGUCUGGAUUGAGGCAACGUAUGAAUUUCUCAACGAUGUGACGAGUGACGUUCAUCGUCAGUUUCGCUCUAAGUACCGUCAGAGCAUGGUAGCCAAGUACUGGAGCACCUUACAGCACCUGCGUGAUACUGAUAUGCUCUUGGUUGGCCUUCAGUCCUUUGCCUCAAAUCCCACAUACUUCAAGAUCCCCGACUGCAUCAAGAGAGGACAUCCUGUGUUUUAUCGUAACCCUGGCCAUAUUAAUUCUAUAUCUGAUGCAACAAGUGACCAGUUCCCACAAUUCACAACCUUCUGGAAGCCAGUUUGUAUGCUGGACUCCAACAUAUGGCAGAAGUGGAUGCACACUCAUCGGAUCGGUGUUAUACUGGAGCACGAUCAUCCACUUCCCAAGAACCUGCACGUGACCAACACAAGCGGAAGGUAUGGAAUUGUACAUUGUCGCCAGGCAGAGUCGGCUCUCACGGCACUGUUGGCAGAGUGGUGCGACUUUAUCCUGAUAGAGAAUGACUCCUAUAUCAAGUUUUUGUACAAUGAGGGAGAUGGAGAGGAGCAGCCCAUCUCUUUCUUUAUGGUGAGGAUCACGUCCAAGCCUCCACCCUGCCUUGUUAUCCGGUUGGCUUUCCUCGGAGGAACACCCGGACACGUCAGGAACCAGUUGGUUGGACACAUCUCUGAGAGGAUUCAAGGACUUACCUUCCCAUCACGCGUGGGUCUUACCGAGCGCAGCAAAUCACUACCCCCGGCCAUACACCAAUCUCAGGACAAGUUGGGUGACGAUAUGACCUUGUCAGCGUCCAGUGCCAUGAGGGCGUCAGUAGUACGACCACUUCUCACCCGAGUGGCCUCAAACAUUCCCUGCUGCGUCAUCACCCACAAGCCAAUUGAGAAGAUCCUUAUAUGGUAUGACAAGAUGCCCAGCAACCUAUUAAAUAUUGUACCGGAAACCCCCAACAGCUCUUCCACUAGGUCCGUGUAUCAUAAACUCGGGGCAACCAAGUCUGCCACCCACAACAUGGCUCUCCUCUCCCGCUACUUGCACCACAGACGCUGGAUCUGGGCGGUACAAGCUCCCUGUGCUCCAGCCGUGUCCCUCAAUGCUGUGGCCAGAAUUCUCAACACUCUCUCUAGAAUACGACUUCAAGAAGGCUUUAACUUUGCGUAUUCGUGUAAUGGAAUCAUAACGAUGGUUCGAGAGUUUGAUAUGAAGUUGGAAUUGAAUGAGAGCGAUGGUGAAGGUCUGAUGGAAACUUGUUCUGAAGGUGGCCUGGCGACUUUCCCCUGCGUGGCCCAGUACGUCAUAUUCCCACCACAUAUCACAAACUGCAGUAGAGAUAGUAUUGUAGAUGAAGACUGGGAGGAGGGAGACAGUGUGGAAGCUGAUGGAGAGAUGCAGAUUGUUACCGAGUGUUGGGUCGAGCCGCAGAAUGGGGUGGUCACCUCCCCCUCACCCCACGCCGCCCAUCUACAUGAUUGCAACUACCGACAACUAGCUCAGGCGUUCUUCCCAGUGGACCAAAAAUGUAUCUGGGGGCUACUGACCGUGGAGCAUUUGUUGUUGAUGUGUCAGGGCAGCGGAACCGAUGGUAUGGAGGCCCGGGGAUUUGCCGAUACCCACUACUCAUUCGAUGAACCCAAUACUGACCCAUCGCUACGUAUCAUGCAGAUUCCGUUCUCCUUUGAUCUUAUUGGACUCCUCCCCAUGUGUCAGCAAGUUGAGCUCCUCGUAUCGACUUAUAUUCAAGAUUUAUUUACUAGUCUGGUAAAGAGAGUUACAUUUGACUGCGAGGCGUCGGUGGAUGAGGCCAACCAGAUCCUGUAUGACUUGCUGCUGGACCACCUGUGCCAGCUACACCACGACAGAGAGUUCCACCUGAGUACUGCUGACCUGGAGGCUCUUCCUACUAUGCUUCAGCAACGUCAGCGUCCUCCCACUGCCAAGGCUUCACCGUUUGUCAACACAAAUAUCAGUAAGAUGAGUGACCCUCCCAAGUGGCGGUGUUUCCUGAAGGGUGUGUCCACCAACCACCUCCUCAUUACUCUUGUUCCAGCUUCCUAUCACGACCUCAAAUUGCUUCUGGUCAAACGUGCCAAUAUAACUGAGACCAACAAUAUGGCUCUCAAGCUUGUGCCAAAUUCUGAGAAUGUUUUUGAUUUAGACACUGAGACUAACACAACUGACCAGCCUCCAACAGGUCUCAUGUCAGAGCAGCUGGUCUCUCUAGAAAGUAGUACAUCAUCUCUCACACACAUGACCUCUCCCAGUCUUCCUCCUCCCACACCAACAAACAGUAGAUCUGCCACCAUGUCAGUUGAUGAAGUUGGUGAACGCACUCCAUCAAGAGUACGCUAUAAGUCUGGUCCAGUGUCUCAAACGACUUCCCAGCAAGUUCAGUCAGUUUUUUUCGAUUCUGUUUUGCGAGAGAGAGCCAGUUCGUUUCACGUGAGUCGAGAACGGUGUAGUUCUUUUGGUCAGGGCGGUGCAGGGGCAGAGAGGAACCGCACCGGGUCAGUCGAUUCACCGACUAAAGAACCACAGUACGAUGUGCCAAAGAUCACCUCCCCCAAUGAACAGGUCAAGAGGAGAUACAUUUCAAUGCCAUCAAAAUCAUAUACUGGAAUGUUUGAUCCUACAACAAAGAGCAUGUCACCUGAAGGCCUCAGGAAUGAAGAUGGCUGUGUGCCACUCCAUCUACACGCAGGUGUUGGUGGUACAGGAGAAACUGAUUCCGUACAGAGAGUUUCCAGCUUAGAUGAAAGUACGAGCGCCAUGCAGCCACCACCUUCCCACAAACCCAUGUAUGGUGCUGUUACCUUGCCUAUAUAUGUCUAUGAUUGCAAACUAAGCAGCAUCAUUACACAACUUAUAAACAGCAGUGACAAUCGUUCAGGCGUUGUCGGAAAGGAUAUCUACAUGGACUCCACAUCUAAAUUUGAGUGUGAGAUAGUGGAGGACACGGUGCCUCUCAAGGACGAUUCCAUUACCAUCACCACCAGCCUCCAAGAAGACCUCAAGCAACCAAGUCCUGAGCCACGUUCUGAGGAGUCUGACGUUGGAGCUGAUACAAGUUAUUUACGUGCACAUGUGGAUGCCCUGGAGGUGCUGUACCUGCGCAGCUUUGUCCUGGGAGUGUUCCAGGCCCUACAGAGAGAGCUAAACAUACAGGCUCAUGACAUGCAGAUUGCUCUUGAUCUUUGUCAUGAAGCUGUCAUGGAAAUCGAGAUCACAAAUUUUAUUCAGACAAUUUGUGGCCACCUACGAGACUUCCGGCUGCGUAUCGACCUUGAACACAUGCAUCAGUGUCGGCCCGAGGCUUCUGUGCCAAAAUCAGAUUCUUCCCCUCAUCGAACAUCCUCAGAUAAGGUGGAGAAGAAAGAGUCAACAGGCCCUACACGUGUUGCAUUAGCCAUGAAGACCAGCUGUAGUAGCCACAAUAGGUUCCCACUCUCCUUGUUAAAACUCCACCACCCUUGUAGAGACUUACAGCAGCUUCACUCCAGCAUCAGGGAACGCUUCUUGACCAUCCUACAGGGCUCCUUCCACCCGGUUCCUUCCCUCCCCGAUUACUAUUUUUUCUCGCCCCAAACGCUUCGUCGAUCCAGCGAGGGAACACCAGUAGGAGAUUUCUUCUAUGUGUCGUCUCAGGAACUGGAACGUUGGGAAAAGAAUCAGCUUGACCUGACGAGGCAGCGAAAGUUGCGAAGAGUGUCUGUAAGCAAGAAGUCUGAUGUAUUUACUGAGGGGGAGGAAGAUCUUGAUGAUGAAAACACAGUCAAUGGAGGAGAAGAGGAGGAGGAGGAGGACGACGACGAUGACGACCACGAUAAGAGCAUUGAAUUCCGAUCUGAAAUUGGCAGUACUGUAUUCCAACGUCUUCACAGUCAGCUAACGGCAUUUGACGGAGAUGAAGAUAAGACAUCCGUCAUCAGCGAGCGAGACGAGGACCUCAGCACACUACCCGAUAACUUGGAUCUAGCAGACGGCCCCAUCCCUCCACUCUUCCUCCACUUCACGUGCACAGUUCGUCUCGCCGGUCACGUACAGUCCAUUAUACCCAUGAAGACUGUGCCUACUUGUCUGGAUGAGAUUGUGGAGUCCCUGAGGAGCAGCGAGGUGGACCUGUCUCAGGUCAGUGUGACGCUGGACGUCUUGUGCAUGACUCUGCUUCCCGCCUUAGCCUCUAAGACAGCGGGGGAGUCGGGUGCUUCUCUGAUGGACUUAAGAUCGGCACGAACAACCAGCUUUUGUUCUACAGCUUCAUCACAGAAUAAACGAGCAAGAUCUCUGUCCGAGUCAACUUGUGCCUCUCUGUCAGAUAUGGAUGAAUCAUUCCUAGAAGAUGAAGAUCAACUUGGACACCUUCCAGAUUAUCAGCACCAAGCGAUUGUUGCUACAGUUGAUGAUAUUAAGUGGCUUUUGCGGGAUGAGAUAGCGUCGGCAAUGUUACACAUGUACCCACUGGCCGAACAGACUCUGGACAUGGUCGCUACUCACGUGGAAAGCUCUCGUCAGGCCCGGAACUGUAUCUCAGAAUCCAUCCCUCUUAACUUUGUGUGUGGCAUGGAACAAAGCAGAGACAAAUUUAUGCAGGAAUUUGGACGGAUGAGUGUGAGUGGCCACCACCUAAAGCAGGAAGGUUCACUGUAUUACUUAGUUCAAGAUAAGACUCAGAUGAGGAGGAGACCCUUCUCAUCUCUGGUGCCUCCCCUCGGCUUCAAGAAUCAGUUCCUCAUUGUCAGGCCUCAGCCCCAUGCUGAUGACAUUGCUCAGCUGCGACAGAUGGAUUCUGGGUGUCAGGUGAACAAGGUCAGCCUCUCCUCACCUGAUGCCAUCAUAAGUCCUCCUAACAGACUGCAGCCCACCAGAGUCUCAUUUGAUGCUGAACGAAAUCUAUCCGAGAGUUUAGUUGAAGGUGAAAACAACGUACAGCGAGUAGAAGGAUCAGAGAAGGAGAAGUGGGUCAGACGUCGUGAGCGUAAGGAAAGGAGAGAUUCUGAGAGACGAGGCUCCAUCAACACUUCCGACUCUGACACAGACAUCAAGCAAGUAAGAAGCCAUUUCUCACGAGAGUCAUCACAUCAAUCACACGAUGGAAGAGUACGGUCGUCAGAGUCCCCUAAAAAGAGCACCACACUCACUGCUGCUUUAUCAGCAAAUAAAUCUUCUGAAGGUUGUGAAGGUGAGGAAGAGGCAGAUGAAGAGGAGGACAGAGAAGAAGACAACUGUGGGACUGUGAAAGAGUAUCCAGACUUAUCACAAGGUUCCCCUCCAGAAGCCUCUACAACACACACUAAAGAAUCUGUUGAUACAGUUGAUAAUAGGGAGCUGGGAGAGGAAGACUCACACAAAAUGCCCGAGCCAUUCCUAGAGCACAUGGACCCUGAGGAGGCAGAUCAUGGCCUCCUUGUGAGGGUCACAUCAUUAUAUUCAGGGGCCAACAUUGCUGAAGAUAAAACUAUUGAAACAAAGGAUUCAUUAGAAAAUCAACUCAAAGGAAAGUCUACAUUACCACAAACUUCACCCAUUAAUUUUGAAAGACCUGAAAUCAGCCAAAAUCAAGAUAAGUUUAGUAAUGAAUCACAAACACCAAAAGUCUGUGGGGAUGCAAGACCCCUCGAUCCAUCUCAUACUGAACCAUUCUCAACAAGGGAGGAAAACAUUAUGGAAGGACACACACCUCUUUAUACUCCCUCCAAGGUGCUGACAUUUGAUGAAGGAACUGAACCACUUCUUGAGAUGCAGAAGCCAGUCAAAGAUGCUCCCCAUCGUCUCUCACUUCCUCUAAAUGAACUGAUAAGGUGUGGGUCGGAGAGUUUUCCUCGUCCUCCACUGUCGGCGGAGGUGAUCAGAAAAUCUGCCAGCACCGACAACUUUGUACCUUGUGUUACUGAUGCUUCUGUGGAACAACUGAGAGCAACACCCAGCUGUACCAUGACUACAAGUGGGAGUAGCUGUGGCUUGUGGGCAGAGUUUAUAAAAAGUCGUCACAACUCUUCAGAAGUCAUGAAGAGUCGAAACAGCUCGGGAACCAGCGCUGAUUUGUUAAAGAGUCGACAUAACUCAGGAACUGGAGGAGACAUUUUAAAGAGUCGUCAUAACUCUGGCACUGGAUCUGUACCUGGAGGACCGUACUCCGAUGUGUCGAGUUUACUGGAGUCCGGACAGACAACAGAGGACGGGUGUGAGGGAGAUAUAAGCGAUUCAGACAACGAUUGCUGUGAUUGGUUGCAAGAUUUUGAGUCGGUAAGGCCAUUCCUACCGGAGUUUUGGCUAAUUCUGCGAGUGUCGAGCGAUCGUGUUGAUACCUUCUUCCACUGUAGAACUGAAACAGAAAUGGCUCGGUGGUGUGAGGUACAGACUGAGGUCGUGCGCAGCGUGAGGUCGCUCGUGAAACUUGUGAACCAGACGCUGCUUCUUCAAGACCUUCACAACACUCGUAUGUGUAACCUUCUCCUGGAACCUGAGACCUCUGAUGACAUUUGGCGGCAUGAGGACACCAAAGGAAGAGGAGUUGAUGAUAGUGACGCUGAAUGCCGAGGCUAUUUAGAAGCUGCCUUUAAGUUCAAACCUGGAGCCUUUGCCUGCAGGGUGGUGUGGGAGACUAAGUUUGAGCUGCAUCCCAAAGUUAAGUGUACUGCUGGUAAGGUGGGCAGCAAGGGCAUCCUAGCACUCCGAACGAUCCUUAACCCGUUCUCCGUCAACAACCGCAAGAACAUGUUUGUUUACGAGGACAGUUCUGGCAACGGCUCCAAUGUGUUCUAUCUCAGGUUGAAGGAGCACCAGUCUACGUCAGUGUCGCCACAGGUUGAGGGACGGCGCGAUGAGACUGGGUUAUCCCGCAGCUCCUCUGUGGUGUCUCUGGGGAAGCGUGGCAGCCGUGAUGACGACCCUCUGAGCUUGAAGGCCGUGGGUGCAUCUCAGCAUUAUGAACUACGGCCACGUGUGAGUUCUUUCGGAGAGAAGGAUGUUAUAAUGGAGGGCGUGCCAUCAACACCAGCACAACGCAAGCACAACCAUUGCAUAAUUUUGACUGUGCACGGCAUUGCUGAGCCAGGUCCAGCAAUCAAGGAGGAGUUGGUACGGAUGUUACAGAACCGUCUGGAUGAGGCCGUGGUGGAGGCUAUCUGUGUAAUGCUCUGGAGUAAUCCACAACACAAACUGACCCCUGAGAUUGUGCAUUUUAUUCAGCCUCCUUAUCAACCUCCAAAGACUAUACUCAGGUUCACCGUGAGCGCCCACGCACACCGACACUUACAGGCUGUGGGCUACUACCUGCGUCAGAACAUGCUAUCGUGUGGCUUUAUCCAUCCCAAGUUUGCUGAUAAUUGCCUGGAACAUCAUUUCCAGGACUUCUCAGCCACCGACCAAGACCUUAGUAGUGAGCCAAACAUCUUCCUAUAUGUGCGACCUAGAAAGUCUGCUGCUAAGGGCAUAGCCUGCAUUGCCUUCUCUCUAGUGGAUGGUAGUGGAUGUAUUGUGCAGCAUAUCAGUUGCCCACGACCUUCUCAGGAUGCUUAUAUGGAGGUGUUUUCAAGACAGGAUUUUGAAGUGCUCACUUAUACUCAGGAGUACCAGCCAAGUCCAACUAAAAGUCCUGGACCAAUGGCAAUGCUACAGUUUAAAGUUUGGGAGAGUGGCCGUGUAGACCUGGAUGAGGUGCGCCGUUACCUUAUGGACUCAACACGUCACGCUCUCUGGGAUGUCAACACAGAGUAUCGUCUUCUCACAGCCCCCGUUAUGCCCCCUCAGCCGGUACAGCAGCACACCACACCUGCAUCAGAACCAAGCACACCCAAAAAAGAAACACGAGGUCCAACAAUGAGAUCAGUGAGUUUGCUGGAGACAGGGACUCAGCCGGCGGAGGACCGCAUGCGCUCGGUCUCCAUAUCGGGUGUACCUCCUCAUGUAUGUCUCCCACGAAUUGCAAACAAAUUUGGGAGUAAGAGGAUGGUGCGUCCCAGCGAGGGUCGAGGAGAAGGCCAGAGAGAACGAGCGCCCUCACCCCUCACGCUGGUGCAGGCAAGACUGCGCCUCAUGUCUAACUCUGUGCCUGACCUGAAGUUACGAGGUCGCAGGGCAUCCUUACAGUCUCCCUGGGACAACACAACUGGGAGUGAUGGCGUCCCCACCAACGUGGGUCACUCCCCAUUGAAAGUACGUCACUCGGUUGACCUCGGGAUGGAGCGCAGCAAACUACUCGGUGAAGAUGGUCAUCUCUCAUCACACGAGAGUCAACCGUGGGAAUACCAGGAGAACACAUGCCAUACUCUUCAUCCCAUCUUCCACGGGUUAAUGCUGGAGUGGCUGGAGUACGCCUCGGAGCUGGACGAGAGGGGUGAGCACGCAGUACGCAGGGAACUCGGAGAAAAAGGAGGAGAACACGCCGUUAAAAAACACACUGUUCAUAUCACUACCAGACAUGCAGUGCCUAUCUUUAUAAGUGAACUACAAAAGUGGGUGUCACAUCAUUCUAGUGACACCUCAACAAAGAUAUUUGAAGAGACCGUUAGUGAAGGUGAAUCAUCUGUCUACAAGUUGGUGGAGUCAAGCAAGGUUCCACAGGUGCUUAGGUGUGACCCUAAAGGAGGAUAUGUUGACAGCAACUUCAUCAUCAUUGGUCGCAACAACCAGCAAUGGUGGGCCACACUCUUUGAAGAAAAUUUCAAUGAUUACUACAUAAAUAUGAUCACAUCUAGCAAGAACAGUCAGCGAUACCAUCCUUUAGUCGUGUCACCAAGAGGCCGAUGUGUGAGUGGUGGGGAAGCCACGUACCCCAGACUGGAGAGUAAUACCACCAUGAGUGCAUUAAAUACCCCAAACACAGUGCCAACAACCGGACCUACCUCAUCGGCACCCACCAUCAGCGGCAUGACCUCCUCGGCCGUUAGCAUAUCCUCCCCCGUGACUGUUCCUUCAACGCCCACCAGCAUGUCGAAUGCUGUUGGACCACUCUGGACUUAUGAUACCUCAGACGUGUUGUUCAUCCCUCGCCAGAAGCUCCUCUUGGCUACACUAUGUGGAUUAGAGCUCGUCAUCUACACAUACAACUGGACUAAAGAACAAUGUGAUAAUCUACACUCGACCAUGACACAUCUCAGCCACUGGUCUACUGCCCGCAAUCGUCUCCUCUCCACCAUUGUCCUGCAGAAGAUGGGGCUGUUCCACAAUCAGCCGUUUGUCAGGAAGAGUUCGGAUAAGAAGGAAGAGGCAAAGAACCCGUACAUCAGCAGCCCGGCCUAUGUGGACGGCUUGAUAAAGCUUCAGGCACCGGUUCACACCAUCACAGACCGAGGCACCAGGAGGGUACAGGGAAUGGUGCCAGCGCCAAGCCUAACUGAGAUCUACAGGGACAACAGACCUCCAAGAUCACUAAAAAAUUCACAGUAUGGGAAUUUGAAGGACUUGGAGCUGCGACAUGGAAGCCAGAUGACGGAAAUUAAGCGCCUCAUCGUGCAGAAAGAAGCUCAGCGGAAAGUACUGCUAAAGACUGUGGUUCAGACGCACGGCCACUCUAGCCCAGCCUUCAAUGAUAAGAUUUUGGCUUUGUAUAAACAGAAUGCUCGUAUAGCCCACUUCUGCUACACACCUCUUCUCUUCCUACCUCGGUGGAGGUGGCAGGUAUCUGCUGCCAGAGACCACAGCCUGGCAGACACUCAGCCACCUAUAGACAAGACCACAUUAUUUGGCUUAAAGACUCCUGAACCUAGAUCCCGUCAUGACUCUGGCAGCUCUAUAAUAGGCCUCAGUUGUAGCGGUCCCACUGACUUGCGGCGCUCGCUGUCGUUCAAGCCUAGUGUGCCGAGUCCUAGCCAGCGUCGGCGGCACGUCACUGGCGGGGACGAGAAGUGGCACGAUGCACUCUGUUCCAGCUACCUGAAGGAGUACAUCCAGUAUUUGCAAAGUCUAGGUUUUCUAUCACUUAACGUCACACAGGCACCUCAACAACGAGGACGCAGCAUUAGCCGAGAGCCAGACAACAGAGGGUUCCGUGUGAAGGAAGUCCGUUUCAGUGAGCAGGUCACUAAAGAACCCACCUAUCUACUGAAGAAUGUUCUGGGUGGCACAAUUCUCUUGGAAAUAAUCUUCUCAGAGCCUUAUUUCUCUGCUAAAUUAUACAUAUUGGAGUCGUGUAGAUUAGAGGGAAAGAAACUGUUUUCUCAGAUUGAAGAAGUGUCAAAGGUUGUGGUAGGAGGGCCGCCAUCAUCCAUGCCGCCCUCACCACACUCUCCUGCACCAUCUAUCUUUCCUGAGGGCUGUCCUCCUGACCAGAUAGAUGACAAAUUCGCCAUCAAUUCCUUCCUGGAUAAGGUAGAUGACAUCAAGGUAUUACUACACAUGCAUUCUUUCACGUACGACUUCCACCUGCGAGCUCUGUGUGCUUACGUUGCCGGUCGUCAGCUUCUGUUCACCCCCGGCUACCACCUCUCGUCGUGCCUCUCUGACUUCAUCAAGUACUACAACAAGGGACCAAACUUUGCUAGAAAUCUUAUUCAUACAGGGAAGUUAACUAUAGAAGACACAGGAACCCCAGGAGAGCAGCUGUAUAACUAUCUUCUAGCUCGUGAGAAACAGUACAGAAUGAGAGUAUUGCGUAUGACUCCAGUUAUCCACGACCCUGAUGCUCUGAUGCAAUAUACGGAGUUCAUUCUGGUCCACACCAAGACCUGUCGGGUGCACUACAAGGAUGGCAAUGACCAGAGAGUGUCAGAUGAGUAUGAUGUAACCUUGCUGGUCUCCCACAACACAAGUGCAGAUAUCGAGCUGGAAUCCUUGCACCCUAACAUCCUGCAUCUCAACUUUUACGUUAUUUUAACUAGCACACGGGAAGUGUACCCAAAUCGUAUUCUAGAGAAGAAGAUGGGAAGGUUCCGCACUGUCUCCACGGCACCGUUCGUAGGAAAACAUUGGACCUCUUCUUCCACCCAUCCAGAUGGUAGUGAUCAGAGUGGAUCAGCUACUCCUCCUGCUGCUGCGGCUGAGGAAAAUCCACAACAAACUCCUUCAGCUGGGAAUGAUGUGCCACCACCACCUGUCAAGUCUUAUAUUGGCAUCAGGUCAGAGAGUGUGAACUACCUCGGCUACUACACCGUGUACGAGGAGACCAUGCAGAGGACACUAGAGGCCCAGGCAGAAGAGGCCAGGACUCGCAUUCAUCACAUCUUCAACCAGGCCAAGAUACACUGCAGACGAGACUCGUUAUGGCAGCGUCUAACAGCCAGCCUCCGGGAAGAAGAGAGGCAGAAAUUAUCAAGAGAACAGGUACUUGGUGGUUUAAGCUUCAUAGAGUUAAGUGAACUUCUGACCCUGGUGAGAGUGGAGCCUCUGAGUUCUGUCGACCCACAACUGUUGCCGCUCCUGUCUAAACCCUUGCUCUGGUACCAAGGUCUGACGAGGGUACUACAAUCCAAGUAUCAGGAACGCCACAGGAGUUUAACAUCCAGUGAUGGUAAUAUUCAGCACGUUGUGGUACUCAGCUCUACCUGUCCUGACGCCUUCAUGAUGCUCUCCAUAAACCUGCACCACCAGAAAGCAGAAUUAUGCUGUGUUAACAAGCAACUGAAGGGUGAGGGAACAGUGCAGAAGUUUUCUGACAGUCGCAUUCAAGCGCUCAUACAGGACUUUGUCAAUGCGUGUUGUUUCCAUCUAUGGUGUGGACUCUUAUAGUUGUGAACCAUUCCCUCUAAAGGUAGUUUUAUCACCAACCUCUGUGCUGACUUGUGAUUUUCCUGAUAUUAUAUCUUCAGUAAGUGUUCAGUGAUUUUGAAAAAUUAUCUAUUUCUGAAAAUUUGUAUUUGUUCAGGAAGAAAAUAUUGUGCUUAGUUGUGAUGGUGAUAUAGCAGUCAAAGUUUGCAGAUCAUACAGUUCAAAAACACUAGUCACUUGUAAUACAUAUCUGUUUACAAACAGUAAAAGACAAGAUAUUUUUACAUAUAAAAAGGAGAGAGUAAGUA
Molecule: messenger RNA, 13422 nt
Organism: Homarus americanus (American lobster)
Lineage: Eukaryota; Metazoa; Arthropoda; Malacostraca; Decapoda; Nephropidae
Product: KICSTOR complex protein SZT2-like
Exons: 76
Coding region: 65-13135 (4356 amino acids)
Cellular component (GO): peroxisome
Source: RefSeq, a predicted model, not a curated record